CCAUGCCAUCUCCAUCUCGGAGCUGCCAUAACCGAGUUUGCAGAUCUGCCUGCAAAAAGCAUGGACGUUGCGGGACGCAACCUGUCAAAAGAGAACGCACCCCCACCUUCCAAUCACCAGACUGCCGCAACAAGCGAGAUGGUCAAGAUGACUGCUAUGACAGUGCAACAUCAGCAUCCUACCAACGCUGUAGACAUAAGCUCAGAGCAAGAUCCUCUCAAGAUAAUCGCAAAGACUGCCUCUUAUGGAGAGUCAGGUUUGGUCAUCCUUCUGGAUGUGGUCAGACGGAUGGACGGCGUACGUGCGACCCGUCUGGCGCUUACAUACCUACUAUUCUGAUCUCCAGCAUUAGCUUGCUUGUAGCCGGCACGCUGGCGUAAUGGUUCUGAUUGAUAUGGGUAUAUUAAGCAUGACUCCCGCCCUAUGCUGACCUUUGCUUUGUUCUAUCGAGUCGAGGCUCACAUUUCGACUUACUGGAUCAUCGAUAUGGAUCUCUUCUACUCUCUGAGCCAUACAGUGGUUAUCGCUGGUGGCUUUGCUGCUCUGUAUAUUGUGUAUCAAGUCUUGAACACGGUGUACACCAUUUUCUUCCACCCAUUGAGCCAUGUUCCUGGUCCUUGGUAUCUUGCUGCAUCUCGCAUUCCUUACAUACGCCACAGCUUGAAUGGCACUCUACUGCCUUGGAUGCAAGCGUUACAUGAGCGCUAUGGCGAGAUCGUGCGAUACAGCCCAAACGAGGUCUCCGUCAUCUCAGGCAAGGAGAACCCAUGGCAAGAAAUCUAUGGCUUCCGCACUGGCAAGCAAAAGGGAGUUAGAAGCUUCGAAAAAGACCCUGCUUGGUAUCCGACACCCAUGAACGGUGUUCCAAACCUCUUGACUGCUCCAGGAGACAACCAUGGCCGCCAAAGACGUGUUCUGAGCCAUGCCUUCUCCGACAGAGCUCUUCGUGAACAAGAAGGCUUACUCCAAUCUUACGUCGAUCUACUCAUCUCACGAUUCCGCGAUAUCUCCGAUCGUAUCCCUGAGUAUGUCGCUGGUGGCGAUGGCUGGGACUCUACUGGAAAGAUCGAGCUUUGCAAAUGGUACAAUGGAUUUACUUUCGACGUGAUCACCGACUUGAGUUUUGGUCAACCUUUCGGCUCUCUCGCAGAUAUGAAACAACAUCUCUGGGUUGGUAACAUUCUCGAAGGAUUGAAGGCCGUCAAAUUCGCUUAUGUUACCCACUACUUCCCCUUCGUCAGACGUCUUGGCUCUUUGAUCAUCAACAAAUCCCAAAUCCAGAAGCGCAUCGAGCUCUUCAAGUGGAUCCAAGUCAAGACUGCCACCAGAGUCGCCACAGAGACUCAGCGACCGGACUUCGUUACUGCAGUCAUGGAACACCAGAAGGGUAGAUUCGAAGAGGAUGACGGUAAACACGCCGAAGACCUUCGCAAGGGCGAACUGGUGUCCAACCUCGGUCUCUUCCUUGUUGCUGGCACGGAGACUACGGCUACGACUCUGUCUAUCGGCAGCUACUUUUUGCUUAGCAAUCCUGCGGUCAUGGAGAAACUCAAGCAAGAAGUUCGUGGCCGAUACAAAAGUAACGACGAAAUUACCGUUGAUUCGGUCACCAACUUCGAGUAUCUUAACGCUUUCAUCCACGAAGUUCUGCGUUACUAUCCUCCCGUACCUGCUGGAUUUAUGAGGAAAGUGCCAAAGACUGGUGCAGAUGUUGCUGGUGUGCAUCUUUCUGGCAAGGGCAAUGUUUCUAUUUCAAUCAACCAAUACAUCGCCAAUCGUUCCUCCCUCAAUUUCACAGAUCCUGAGCGCUUUGUACCUGAGCGUUGGCUUGCAUCUCGACCGGAGAGGUAUGCUAAGGACAAUCUUGCCAUUGUGCAGCCAUUUUCGUUUGGUCCUAGAAAUUGUCUGGGUAAAAACCUUGCUUAUGCUGAGCUAAGAUUGGUGUUUGCCAAAAUGUUGUUCAACUUCGACAUGGAGUUGGAUGAGAGGAGUGCGGGAUGGGAGAGCAGGCUUCAGCAUCAUACUUUGUUCUACAGACCUGACCUAUGGGUCAAACUUACUGCUGUGACAGAUUGACGAGAAUCACGCCUUUUGAUGACUUUGCACAAGCUUUGCAGGGACAGCGGAGUUCAGUUC
Aureobasidium pullulans EXF-150 is the source of this 2136-nucleotide messenger RNA. RefSeq names its product putative P450 monooxygenase. Gene Ontology annotation, molecular function: iron ion binding; monooxygenase activity; oxidoreductase activity, acting on paired donors, with incorporation or reduction of molecular oxygen. The record is from RefSeq and is a predicted model, not a curated record. NCBI's taxonomy places the organism in Eukaryota, Fungi, Ascomycota, Dothideomycetes, Dothideales, Saccotheciaceae. The transcript is spliced from 6 exons. The coding region runs from base 424 to 2076 and encodes 550 amino acids.